AUGCGAAGAACGACUCCCGCCCGUGCUCCGGCUCCUCCCGCCCGCAGGGGGCGCUGUGGGGCAGAGCGGCCGCCGGGUCCCGGGCCCGCGCGGGGCGGCGGUGCUGACCUUGGGGAAUUGGCCGGGCAUCGGGGCCGAGCAGGUGGCUGCUGCGGGUGGAGAACCGGGCACCGCUGCACUGUGGAGGACGGUGGACGCCGUCGGGGCCACGCCCUGCAACGGGCCAUGGUCGAGUCCGCUAGGAGCCCUUUGACUUUUGAGGAUGUGGCAGUUCAUUUCUCGGAGCAAGAAUGGCAGAAUCUAGAGGAAUGGCAGAAGGAGCUUUACAAGCAUGUCAUGAGAACCAAUUAUGAAAUGCUUCUCUCUCUAGAUGGUGGACUUCCCAAACCAGAACUGAUUUCCUGGAUUGAAAAGGGUACAGAAUCCUUCUGCAGCUGGGCAGAGGCACAGAAACUAGAAAACGUGAUUCACCCCUCUGUUGAUGUGCAUUUUGAUCCAGUUAUUGGGAAACAGCUAUUUGGAGGAGAAAAGGAAGCUAUUUCCUUUGGACCUGACCAAUGCAUGGAUCUCAUGAACGCACAGAGGCACAACCCUGAGGCUCUAACUGCAAUGGUUAACAGUUCCAGCCAGUCUGCUCAAAGAGAAGGGAUCUCAACUUACAAAGCUCUGGGUUUCCCUAGCUUUCUGGAAGUCCCUGUCCAGCAGCAUACCCACCACUCUUUGCCUGUCCACGGGGAAAACUCCUGGAAGAACCACUUCGUGAAGCACCAGAAGGGUCAUUCCAAGGACCCAUCACACAAGGUCUGGAAGAAGAUCAACAAACGGGCUAGUGCCCAGCAGCAAUGGGACACGGCAGGGGCACAGAGGCAUUUCCCAUGUCCUGAGUGUGGGGAGAGCUUCCGCCUGAAGAGCACAUUGCGAGCCCACCAGCAGCGACAUGGCAGAGAGAGGCCUUUCACCUGCAGCGAAUGUGGCCGAGCCUUUGUCCACCAGUGCAGUCUCCGAGACCACCUCAGAGUGCACAGUGGGGAAAGGCCCUUCCAGUGCCCAGACUGCCUUAGGAGCUUCCGCCUGAAGGGCCUUCUGAAGGCCCACCAGUUUACCCAUAGCAAGGAGAUGCCAUUCUCCUGUGGGGAGUGUGGCAAGGGUUUUACCAAGCAGUGCAGCCUCACUGGGCACUUGCGUGUGCACAGUGGCGAGAGGCCCUUCCAGUGCCCAGAGUGUGACAGGAGCUUCCGCCUGAAGGGGCAGCUGCUUAGCCAUCAGCGUCUGCACACAGGCGAGAGACCCUUUCAGUGCCCAGAGUGUGGCAAGAGCUAUCGUGUGAAGUCUGACAUGAAGACACACCAGUUGAUGCACAGCGGGCAGAUGCCAUUCUCCUGUGAGUGUGGGAAGGGCUUUGCCAAGCAGUCUAAGCUUGUGGAACACAUCAGGAUACACACAGGGGAGAAGCCUUUCCAGUGUCCCAAGUGUGACAAGAGUUUCCGCUUGAAGGUGCAACUGCUUAGCCACCAAGGCCUGCACACGGGGGAGAGACCUUUCCACUGCCCCGAGUGUGAUAAAAACUUCCGGGAAAGGAGCCACAUGCUCAGGCACCAGCGCAUCCACAGGCCUGAGAGGCCCUUUGCCUGUGGUGACUGUGGGAAGGGGUUCAUUUAUAAGUCCAGACUGGCUGAGCACAUCAGGGUGCAUCCAAAAUCCUGCCAGGCCCCAAGGAAGCCUGACAUUAAGACAAGGCUUAGCCAACUGUUGGCAAUGAUAGAGGCUGACUGGAGCUGAGGCAGGUGGGACAUCAAAGCAAUGGGCACAACUAAAUUACCAGGGAAUCCUUGGGGUUGGUAGUCAAACUCACUGGAAGGCAGAUGUUAGGAACUGGGGACUGGCUUUGAGCAAAAAUGUAACACAAAAUGGGAAUAUAGGAAACCAUAAAGGACUUUAUGUUUGGAAACUUCACCAAUUAUAUUUCCUAUCCAUUGGUUAAAAGAAGAUAUUUGUUCUUCCUGUUAUCUUAGGUGACAAUUUUCACCCAAAUGCACAGUUGCAUCUUAAAGUCCCACCUUGGGCAUUUGCUUGCAAAGCCUGCAGGACCAGGUUGAGUUCCCCAGUACUCACAUAAAGGCAGAGCAUAAAUUGGCACAUGAGUCUGGAGUUCAUUUGCAAGGGCAAGAGGCCCUUGUGCACCUAUACUUACUGUCUUUAGCUGGCUGUCACUUUCUCUUUCCCUCCCCUCUCUCAAAUGAAUAAACAAAAAUACUUGAA
Messenger RNA from Jaculus jaculus (lesser Egyptian jerboa), 2259 nucleotides. Its product is annotated as zinc finger protein 786. Bases 1 to 1779 code for a protein of 592 amino acids. The transcript has 4 exons. NCBI's taxonomy places the organism in Eukaryota, Metazoa, Chordata, Mammalia, Rodentia, Dipodidae. The record is from RefSeq and is a predicted model, not a curated record. Gene Ontology annotation, biological process: regulation of transcription by RNA polymerase II. Gene Ontology annotation, molecular function: DNA-binding transcription factor activity; RNA polymerase II cis-regulatory region sequence-specific DNA binding.